AAAAAAAUGACAACGAUGUCCGAUCUUCCAGAAGAUUUGACAAAAGAGAUAUUCUCUAUGGUUCCAUUGACAUCCCUAAACGCAGUGCGAUCCACUUGUAAAAAUUGGAACUCUAUCUCUAAGUCUGAGGUUUUAUGCGAAUCAGCAGCAAGAAGGAAGCAUUUUCUAGGGUUCAUGAUGAAGGAUUUUAGGGUUUGCUCGAUGAAGUUUGAUCUCCAAGGAAUCCAAAACGAAGCAGACUUCGUUGAUCCAUCUAUAAAGCAAGUAAGUGUACUUGACCAAGUAGAGAUCUCUCAAAUCUUUCAGUGUGAAGGCUUAUUGCUAUGCGUCACCAGAGACCAGUCAAGGCUCUUGGUGUGGAAUCCUUAUUUGGGUCAAACAAGGUGGAUUCAACCAAGAAACACUUUCCUAGGUGGAGAAAAAUACGCUAUUGGAUAUGACAAGAACCAUAACCACAAAAUCUUGGGGAUUUUAGGUGACUAUAAAAGCGGUUACAUGGUUCUUGGGUAUGAAAUCUUCGAUUUGAGCUCUAAUACAUGGAAGGUUUCUAAUGUCAAUCACAACUGGCAUAUAGAUUAUUAUCAACGUGGUGUGUCUUUGAAGGGACAUACUUAUUUUUUGGUUGAAGAGAAAAUAAGAAUAGGUGAAACAAACAAUAAUACUGAUUGUAUACUCUCUUUUGAUUUUACGACAGAGAGAUUUCGGAAACUGCUGCCUAUGCCGUUUAAAUCUCAUUAUUCGGAUAAAGUUGUCUUAUCUUGUGUCAGAGAAGAGCAGCUAGCUGUAAUAUUACAUUACAGCAGGGUGAUUGGUCAAGCAUUGGAGAUUUGGGUCACAAUAAAAAUUGAUCAUGGUGAGGUUUCGUGGAGAAAGUUCUUGAGAGUCACCUCUAGCUGUAUUCGUGAUAUUAAACCUGGGAGUUUCUUCGUUGAUGAAGAAAAGAAAGUUGUUUUGGUUGUCGAUCUAUUGUAUAAAAGAUGGAUCGUGACUGGUCUCAACCAAAGUGCCCACAUACUUGGACCAGAUAGAUACUUCAAAUCUGUGAAUAUUGGAAAGACUCGGUAUAUUGGAAAACGAAGCAAGCAUGGAUAUAUGAUCAAUGAAUUAUGUCGCACACAUGCAUGCUCUUCUUAUGUUCCAAGCUCAGUGCAACUACAAACCAAACCAACCGGUAAAAUCAGAAGAAAGUGAAAAUUAAUUAGUUCUAUGUACAAUACUUAAUUUGCAUCAAAUAUCUUCGGAAAACUAUUAAUUUCUGUGUUUGCUAUAUAUCAUCUAAUAAAGAAUUCGGCUUUUGAAUGUUUUAGCCUCUUCGUUCAUGUCACUUGGAUAUGUAAUCAAAC
Messenger RNA from Raphanus sativus (radish), 1343 nucleotides. Its product is annotated as F-box/kelch-repeat protein At3g13680-like. Gene Ontology annotation, molecular function: protein binding. The transcript has a single exon. Bases 7 to 1191 code for a protein of 394 amino acids. Lineage: Eukaryota; Viridiplantae; Streptophyta; Magnoliopsida; Brassicales; Brassicaceae. The record is from RefSeq and is a predicted model, not a curated record.